AGUUUCCAAAAAAGUUAGAAUAACUUCCUCUCCGGGAGACCUCGGUUUUGCACAAGCCGGCCUUGAAACCAGAGCCCUUCGUGCAACUCCGGGAGCGGUGCUUGGCCAGCGCUGCGCGUUCGGCGCCCCGGCGCCUCCAGCCCCACGCGCGCCGGGCGGGCGCCAUGGAGGAGGGCUCCAGCUCGCCCGUGUCCCCAGUGGACAGCCUGGGCACCAGUGAGGAGGAGCUGGAGCGGCAGCCCAAGCGCUUCGGCCGGAAGCGGCGCUACAGCAAGAAGUCGAGCGAAGAUGGCAGCCCGACCCCGGGCAAGCGCGGCAAGAAAGGCAGCCCCAGCGCGCAGUCCUUCGAGGAGCUGCAGAGCCAGCGCAUCCUGGCCAACGUGCGCGAGCGCCAGCGCACGCAGUCGCUCAACGAGGCCUUCGCCGCGCUGCGCAAGAUCAUCCCCACGCUGCCCUCAGACAAGCUCAGCAAGAUCCAGACGCUCAAGCUGGCCGCCAGGUACAUUGACUUCCUCUACCAGGUCCUGCAGAGCGACGAGAUGGACAAUAAGAUGACCAGCUGCAGCUACGUGGCCCACGAGCGCCUCAGCUACGCCUUCUCCGUGUGGCGCAUGGAAGGCGCAUGGUCCAUGUCCGCCUCCCACUAGCGCCGGGCCACCCACCUCCAGACCGGCGCGCCAGGACUGUCCCGUGCGCCAAGGCGCGGUGGAGUUGGAGCGAAGCCAAGCCUGUAACUUCUGAAACCUGAGCAACCUCAAGGAGGCCCCACCUCUGCUCCCCAGCGCAGGGCCAGCCGUGGCUCCGGCGGCACCUGAGGACCCGGACUCCAGCCUCCUCCCACGGAUGGCCAGACCGGAAGGGCACUCACGGCCCCUCUUGCCAAUGACACCGUCAUCGUCGUCCACGUCACUGUCUGGACUUUUCCUCUGGGUUUUAUGUCUGGGGGGAGGUUUUAUUCUUUCUGGAAAUCUCUAGAUUCAGGAACACAUUGAUGAGGAUUUGGAUUUGUAUUUCCCUCAAAGUGCCUUUUUAAAUGUAUUUUUUUAAAUAAAACAGAAAUGCAUUCUGUACAA
This is a messenger RNA of Nycticebus coucang (slow loris), 1073 nucleotides long. It is a transcript of the gene TWIST2, whose product is annotated as twist family bHLH transcription factor 2. Gene Ontology annotation, biological process: developmental process; regulation of transcription by RNA polymerase II. Lineage: Eukaryota; Metazoa; Chordata; Mammalia; Primates; Lorisidae. Bases 165 to 647 code for a protein of 160 amino acids. Gene Ontology annotation, molecular function: RNA polymerase II transcription regulatory region sequence-specific DNA binding; DNA-binding transcription factor activity, RNA polymerase II-specific; protein dimerization activity. The transcript has 2 exons. The record is from RefSeq and is a predicted model, not a curated record.